AUGGACUCAUAUCGAGCUAUGUGCAAUGAAGCUGGAGGUGAAGAAAACUUGAGACACACAAAGAAAGACCAUCUGAAUUAUUGGACAAGGUUGAAAAUGAAAAAUAUUGAAGGUGGUGAUGCACAAGCAAUCUCUAAAAUAAUGUACCAGGAACUUGCUAAUGAUCCUGAAUUUUUCUUUAGAUUUAGAUUGAAUAAAGAAGGCAAGUUGAGAGCACUAUUUUGGAGAGACUCGAUGAUGAGAGAAGAUUAUAGUAUUUAUGGAGAUGUUGUAGUGUUUGAUACUACAUAUAGGACAAAUAGAUACAAUUUGAUAUGUGCUCUUAUUGUUGGAAUUAAUAACCAUUGGAAAAAUUGCAUGUUUGGGUGUGCUUUUAUUGGAGAUGAGAAAAUUGAAUCAUUUGUAUGGCUUCUUGAGACAUUCAAAAAGUCAAUGGGAGGGAAAUGCCCAAUCUCAAUCUUCACAGACCAAGAUCAAGCAAUGUGCUCUGCAAUACAAAAGGUAACAUUUAAAGAUAUACAUAAAGGUGUUAAAGUUACCUUAUUUGGAUCAUUGAAACGAGACAAGGAUUUUAAGAGAACAUUCUCCUACUGUUUGAAACGAUGUGUAACUGAAGUUGAGUUUGAAGCUGUAUGGAACUCAAUGAUUGAGAAGUAUAAUUUACAAGAAGAUAGUUGGUUCCAAAGAAUUUAUGAUCUAAAAGAAAAGUGGUGUCCAGCUCUAAGCAAAGACUUCUUCUCAGCUGGUAUCCUCUCUUCCCAACGAAGUGAAAGUACUAAUCAUGCAAUUGGGUUUAGAGCAAAUAGAUCAACAAGCUUGACUGAAUUCUAUAGCAUUUUCAAAGCUUGUAUACAGCGUUGGAGAAGCACGGAAAAACAUGAUGAGUUCUUGUGUAGUAAAUCAACUGCAUCAUCAGCAAUACCAUUAUCUGGUUUGCUGAAACAUGCAUCAGAAAUCUACACUUUGUCUUUAUUCACAUAUUUUGAAGAAAAAUUUGGGUCACUUUUGAAUCUGACAGCAACCAAGUUAAAUGCACUUGCAAGAACUUUGAAGCUUCUGGAUGGUUAUGCUACCACUGCAUCAGAAUAUUACACUUACAUUCAGUGA
Messenger RNA from Chenopodium quinoa (quinoa), 1107 nucleotides. Its product is annotated as protein FAR1-RELATED SEQUENCE 5-like. The record is from RefSeq and is a predicted model, not a curated record. Gene Ontology annotation, biological process: regulation of DNA-templated transcription. The transcript is spliced from 3 exons. NCBI's taxonomy places the organism in Eukaryota, Viridiplantae, Streptophyta, Magnoliopsida, Caryophyllales, Amaranthaceae. The coding region runs from base 1 to 1107 and encodes 368 amino acids.